AUGUCAUUCUCCAUUGCACCUGGCAAGACUUCCAAGUCGAAACCACUUCCUCCUGCGCUGUAUCCUAUUCGUGGCUUCCUGCAUUUGGCCAACCAUCCACGAGCUAUCGGCGGUCCCAUUUUGACUUCGGCCAUCAAAGCAAGCGUGUUGAGUAUUCUCGUCAUCGCCCCACUCGUAAAGUAUGGCUUUGCUCCUCACUCGCGUCUCUUAUCGAAGCUGUUCCAGGAACUGAAACCUGAAGGCAAACUCAACUGGCUUGUGGGAACUGGGUCUGCAGCUACUGCCAGUAUCUUUAUGCUCGUAGAAGCAUUUGCUGUCAUGGGUGCUGCCAACGAGCACUUUGUUGGAUCAGUCAAGGAUCGAUUCUUUGACGCUAUUCUUCAAGAACGUGAUGGAUUGCCACCCAAGAAGGACAAGAAGAAGAAUGAUGGUGGUGAUGAGAAGGAGUCUAUCAAUAUUCCAAGUGCUCAAGAGGUCGUGAAUUCUUUGAAUGUCGCUGUUGAUGAAGCCAAAAAGAGCGUGAAUGAUGCCAUGGAUGAUGCCAAGAAGAAUAUGCCUCAAACGCUUGAAGAAGUCCAGGUCAAGGCCCAUCACUUUUUAUCCCCUGUCAACAUCAUGGCACUCAACGCCCAAAACGACAAUUCAUGGGGCAUGUUCUUCCUCAGACCCACUUUGUUCAUCGUCACGCUUCCACUCAAUCUUAUCCCUUUUGUCGGUCCAUUCACCUUUGUCAACAUCCAAGCAUUGCAAAAGGGUGGUGCUACCCACAAGCGAUACUUUGAUCUUUACAAUUGGUCUCCCAAACGUCGACAAAAGCGCAUCGAGCAAGGUUUUUGGCAAUAUCAGCAAUUUGGAUUGGUGGCUACAGCAUUGGAAAUGAUCCCAUUUGCAGGCUUUGUGUUUUCUUACACCAACCACAUCGGUGCUGCUAUGUGGCUCAUGGAUCUCAAGGAAAGUAACACUUUGGAGAGUGGCAAGUUUUUCAAGAUCUUCUAG
Messenger RNA from Lichtheimia ornata, 996 nucleotides. RefSeq lists its product as uncharacterized. The record is from RefSeq and is a predicted model, not a curated record. Bases 1 to 996 code for a protein of 331 amino acids. The transcript has 2 exons. Lineage: Eukaryota; Fungi; Mucoromycota; Mucoromycetes; Mucorales; Lichtheimiaceae.